This is a messenger RNA of Clunio marinus, 324 nucleotides long. The record is from the annotation of a GenBank genome assembly. NCBI's taxonomy places the organism in Eukaryota, Metazoa, Arthropoda, Insecta, Diptera, Chironomidae.
AUGAGAAAAGGUUGUGGUGUCGAGGGAAAGUUGGGAAAACUGCCUCAUUUUCUCUUAACUAAAUUCAUCCACGCAUGUAGGGAUUUAGUGGGUGAUGGAGAUGAAGAAUGUGAUAAGAAUUUCGAUGCCAAUGCUAACCCAAAAAAUCUGCUGAAUAUUAAUUUAUUGUUUGUUAAAGAAACAACAAAACGAAAAGAAUUGGAUGGAAAGGGCGAAUUAUUUACCAUAAAUGAUGAUACGACAAAAAGAAGAAACAACAGAAAAAUGCGAAAGCUCAAAAUGGGAGUGUUGAUGAAAUUCAAUAGCAAAGAACGAAUAGAUUGA